UUCGCUCUUUUAUAUUAAAUGAUGCAAAUUGCUCGAGGAAUAACCUAUUUUCAGUCAAAAAAUUAGAUUUGAGUAGAAUGAACCUUCUGAAAGAUAUCGAAUCAUUCAACAAGUCUCAUCUGAAGCACGCUGAUACCUUCGUCACAACCCCUGAUGGCAGAAGGUUGAUCGAGGGACUUGAUAGUGAUGGCAAACCAAAGGUGGCACUACUUUCGACAGGCUGCUAUGGCUUUGUCGGAGAUAUGAAGCCGGAUCUGCAGUGUGCUGAGAUUCUACCAGGGUUGUAUCUAGGUUCACAAGAUGUUGCUCAAGAGAGAGACGUCUUGGAGAAAAAUAAGAUAACGCAUAUUCUAAACGUAGCCACAGGAGUCUUAAACAUGUUCCCAAAGCGAUUCACAUACCGGAAACUGGAUAUUCUUGACUUACCCGAGACGAACAUUCUUGACUCGUUUGAUGACUGCUUCAAAUUCAUAAGCAAGGGUCGUAAAAAGGGACACGUUCUUGUUCAUUGUAAUGCUGGGGUGUCAAGGGCUGCAUCAAUUUGUAUUGGCUACGUCAUGAAGUACGAACAGAAGAAAUUCAAGGACGCGUAUGAGUUUGUGAAAUCAAAGCGUGAGCGUAUUCGACCGAAUGAUGGGUUCGUGAGUCAGCUGAAGACGUAUGAAGCCAUGUUAAAAGCAGAGCAGAAGCACUGAUACUAUAAAUCGCAAAAUGUAUUCAUAUAUUGGCUAUUGGCUGAAGCUUAGCACUGAUAGUGAUACACCUGUAGUUAGGGGACCAGUUAACAGAUUUGGGAAUGGCGGAGGGGAGGUGGGGUCUGUUGUGUAAAAAUUGUAUUGUCUAUUAUUAUUUUACUUCCCUGCUGAUUUUAACAAUAAAAGUCUAU
This is a messenger RNA of Lineus longissimus, 886 nucleotides long. RefSeq names its product dual specificity protein phosphatase 19-like. Bases 78 to 695 code for a protein of 205 amino acids. The transcript is spliced from 3 exons. Gene Ontology annotation, cellular component: cytoplasm. Gene Ontology annotation, biological process: regulation of MAP kinase activity; protein dephosphorylation. NCBI's taxonomy places the organism in Eukaryota, Metazoa, Nemertea, Pilidiophora, Heteronemertea, Lineidae. Gene Ontology annotation, molecular function: JUN kinase phosphatase activity. The record is from RefSeq and is a predicted model, not a curated record.